Molecule: messenger RNA, 1602 nt
Organism: Otolemur garnettii (small-eared galago)
Lineage: Eukaryota; Metazoa; Chordata; Mammalia; Primates; Galagidae
Gene: OGG1
Product: 8-oxoguanine DNA glycosylase
Exons: 7
Coding region: 331-1338 (335 amino acids)
Biological process (GO): base-excision repair; base-excision repair, AP site formation; nucleotide-excision repair
Cellular component (GO): nucleus
Molecular function (GO): damaged DNA binding; 8-oxo-7,8-dihydroguanine DNA N-glycosylase activity
Source: RefSeq, a predicted model, not a curated record
UCCAGAAAAACAGCUGUGGAAACAGAUGUGAGCGCCCGGGGCGGGGAAGGAUAUUCAGGAAAGCUGGAGGAUUGGAGCUGGAAGUGGGGACAGAGUGGGAGGAGAGGGACUUUGAUGAAUCGCAAAGGGAGGAGCCUGCAGGGAGUGGAAGAAUAAAUGAAAAUAGGGCGGAGCCUUAAACGGAGACCGAGAAGCCGGGACCUGGCGGGCGAGGCUUUAGGAGGCGUGGUCUUUGUUUGGGCGGGGUCUUUGGCCUCCAAUUUAAGGUGGCUCUGCGUGGGCAGGGCCAUUGUGGGGCGGAGCUUGGCGUGGAAGUGUUAGCCUGGUAGCAUGGGGCAUCGUACUCUAGCCUCCACCCCGGCCCUAUGGGCCUCCAUUCCAUGUCCACUCUCUGAGCUGCGCCUGGACCUGGUUCUGGCUUCUGGACAGUCCUUCCGGUGGAGGGAGCAAAGCCCUGCACACUGGAGUGGUGUACUGGCGGACCAAGUUUGGACACUGACUCAAACUGAGGAGCAGCUCUACUGCACUGUGUACCGAGGGGACAAGGGCUGGGUUGGCAGGCCCACACUAGAGGAGCUGGAGGCUGUGCACGAGUACUUCCAGCUAGAUGUCAGCCUGGCUCAACUGUAUCGCCAUUGGGGUUCCGUGGACUCCCAUUUCAAAGAGGUGGCUCGGAAAUACCAAGGUGUGCGACUGUUGCGACAGGACCCCAUCGAAUGCCUUUUCUCUUUCAUCUGUUCCUCCAACAACAACAUCACCCGCAUCACUGGCAUGGUGGAGCGGCUGUGCCAGGCCUUUGGACCUCGGCUCAUACAGCUGGAUGAUGUUACCUACUAUGGCUUCCCCAGCCUGCAGGCCCUGGCUGGGCCAGAGGUGGAGGCUCAUCUCAGGAAGCUGGGCCUGGGCUACCGUGCCCGCUAUGUCAAUGCCAGUGCCCAAGCCAUCCUGGAAGAACAGGGUGGGCAGGCCUGGCUGCAGCAGCUUCGAGAGAUCCCCUAUGAGGAGGCCCACAAGGCCCUCUGUUCCCUGCCGGGGGUAGGCACCAAGGUGGCUGACUGCGUCUGCCUAAUGGCCCUGGACAAGCCUCAGGCUGUGCCCGUGGACGUCCAUGUGUGGCAGAUUGCCCAACGUGACUAUAGCUGGCACUCUACAACAUCCCAGGCGAAGGGUCCGAGCCCCCAGACCAACAAGGAACUGGGAAACUUUUUCCGGAGCCUGUGGGGACCUUAUGCUGGCUGGGCCCAAGCGGUGCUGUUUAGUGCUGACCUGCGCCAACCCCACUGUGCUCGGGAGCCACCAGCAAAGCGCAGAAAGUGGUCCAAAGGGCCUGAAGGCUAGGUGGGAGCGCACUGGGCAAAGGAAUUCCUGAAAAGACCUUUCCCCUCCAUUUCCCUUUGCUCUCUCCCCAUCCCCACCUAGUCUCAUGUUGGGGAAAGGGAUCCUUGCAGCUACCUCAGGUACCAGGCACCCCCAAAUCAAGCAGUCAGUUUGCACAACAAGGUGGGGUAAAAAAUACUAUUUGGAGAGACAGCGCUCUAUGGUUUUAUCUUAUUCCCUUUAUUAUAAGAAGGAGCAAUAAAAUAGAAACAUUUGUAUGGAAAA